AUGAGAGUCGACAAAGAGCAGAUCACGAGCUUCAUGCUCACCCUCGGAUUGAUGCAGGAUCAGAUAACCCAGAUCUAUCAGCGUGCCCAGGUCAGCAACAACUACACCGAGGAGCUUCUGAGUGCUCUGUAUCCAGCCAACGUCUUCUUGCCCGCGACUACCGAUUAUCCUACCUGGAUUGACAAGUACUUCGGCUCCCGGCCGCGCCUAAACGCGUCCGCUGUCUUCACCCCGGAGACCACUGAGCAAGUGUCUUCUGCUGUGCAGAUCCUGGAAUUUUUUCAGAGAAAGUUUGCUAUUCGCGGACUAGGAUUUACUUCACAUCCUGGAAUGGCGGGCAUUGAGGACGGUGUGCUCAUUGCUUUGGAGAAGAUGAACGCCAUCUCAGUCAGCCCGUCGAAGGAAGUCGUCAGUCUCGGUCCCGGCAACAACUGGGGCCGGGUCUAUGAGACUCUCGAGAGUCAAGGCCUUGCAGCUACUGGAGGAGAGCUGGCAGUCGUCGGCAUAUCUGGGCUCUUGAUUGGAAACGGCUUCUCCCAAUUUCUCAGCAGCCGCGGGUUUUCCAGCGCCGAUGUGGCCAACUUUGAGGUCGUUCUCGCUGGUGGGAAAGUUGUCAACGCCAACGCCACGGAGAAUGAGGAUCUUUGGUGGGCUCUCAAGGGCGGCUCGAACAACUUUGGCAUCGUCACACGCUUCGACAUGAAUACCUUUCCCCUUCCGAACGGCGUCUGGUCCGGCACUCUGUCCUACAACCAGAGCCAAGCGGAUGCCGCCCUCGAAUCCUUUUACGACAUGCAGACUGGCCCCCUCCUCGAUGAUCCGCACCUUACGGUUACCUGUCUGGAGAUGAUCAUACCUGCGAUCGGCCUCACCACAAUCGACCUGGCCACGUCCACGGACAAGACCAACUUCACUGGAUCCUACCCGGCUGCCAUCAAGCCUCUCCUGGAUGCUGAGCCGAUCUCAACCAACAUGUCCCGGAAGACUCUCACUACGUUGGCCACUCAGGAUGUGACGCCAGAGUUCCUGAGCGUCUACACGAAACGCAUCAACCGUGCAAACGUAAAUGUCAAGGCCGACAAGGAAUUGUACAAGGAGAUCUCCACAUUGCUGUUCACCCACUAUGGGUCCUCCGCCCUCGAGGAGCACACCAUCGGUCUGUCAUGGAACCCCGUCACACCCCAUACUGUGCGCGAAACGAACAGGAAAGGAGGUAACCCGGCCGGUUGGCAAGAGAUUAACCAGAACUGUCAGUACAUUCUUUCACCAGCGUGGUCUUCCGAAGUAGAGUCUUAUGAAGCAUGUGCUGACCAGAAGCCAGCUAUCAACCUGAGGACUAACUGGGCCAACUCCGCCGACGAUGCGGCAGCUAUCCAGAUGGACGAUGCCUUUGUGGCCAAGAUCACAGAGCUCGCCCGCAAGCGGAAUGCUCUGAUGCCGAAUCAGUGGCUCAACAACGCCGCGGAAAAUGUCGAUGUCAUGAAGAGCUACGGGGAGGAUAACUUCGAGAGACUGAGAUCUGUGUCUGACAAGUAUGAUGCUGAGAAGACUUUCCAGCGACUCUGUCCUGGAGGUUAUAAGCUUGGGAUGUCUGAAAUAUCAGGAUGGUCUCCUUUGAAGCUCGAGCUUUCAUAA
This is a messenger RNA of Colletotrichum chrysophilum, 1635 nucleotides long. RefSeq lists its product as uncharacterized. Lineage: Eukaryota; Fungi; Ascomycota; Sordariomycetes; Glomerellales; Glomerellaceae. Bases 1 to 1635 code for a protein of 544 amino acids. The transcript has 4 exons. Gene Ontology annotation, molecular function: FAD binding. The record is from RefSeq and is a predicted model, not a curated record.